ACACGUCAAUGACAGGCAGAGCAGGCUGCUGUAGACGUCCAGAAGCACGGUCACCGCAUUCAUCUCUCACGUCUCCUACCGCAGUCUGCAGCCACCAUGUCUCUCCAGUUUGAGCUGUGCCCCGGCCGUAUGGUGGGAGGCGAUCACCCAUGCUUCAUCAUCGCUGAGAUUGGGCAGAAUCACCAGGGAGACCUAGAGAUCGCCAAGAAGAUGAUCCGCAUGGUUAAGGAUUGCGGUGCUGACUGUGCAAAGUUCCAGAAGAGUGAGCUUGAACACAAAUUUAAUAAAAAAGCUUUAGAACGACCAUACACCUCACCAAAUUCUUGGGGAAAAACAUAUGGGGAACACAAGCGCCAUCUGGAGUUCAGUCAUGAUCAGUACCGGGAGCUGCAGAAGUAUGCACAGGAAAUAGGCAUUUACUUCACAGCCUCAGGAAUGGACGAGAUGGCAGUAGAGUUUCUAGAUGAACUUGGGGUUCCAUUCUUUAAAGUUGGUUCAGGAGACACAAAUAAUCUCAUCUACAUAAAAAAGACUGCCCAGAAAGGUCGGCCCAUGAUUAUAUCAAGUGGCAUGCAGUCGAUGGAGACCAUGCGUCGUGUUUACGAGAUUGUGAAACCAAUUAAUCCAAACUUUUGUAUUCUUCAGUGCACUAGUGCAUAUCCCCUUCUUCCAGAAGAUGUUAACCUACGUGUUAUAGAGGCAUAUAAGUCUGCCUUUCCAGACAUUCCAAUCGGUUACUCCGGCCAUGAAACUGGCAUUGCUAUUACUGUUGCAGCUGUAGCACUGGGAGCCAAAGUGGUGGAGCGCCAUGUGACCCUGGACAAGACUUGGAAAGGAACUGACCAUCCAGCCUCCCUUGAACCAAAAGAACUAGCUGAGCUAGUCACCUCUAUAAGGCUAGUAGAGAAGGCAAUGGGAUCUCCAGAAAAACGUCUACUGCCUUGUGAAAUGUCUUGUCUCAAUAAGCUUGGUAAAUCCGUAGUGGCAAAAACUAAAAUCCCUGCCGGCACUGUGAUCACUCUCAACAUGUUGACGGUGAAGGUGGCCGAGCCACGUGGCUUCCCUCCUGAGGAGAUCUUUGACCUUGAAGGCAAGACAGUUAAGACAGACAUCGAGGAGGACGAAUCUGUCACAGAAGAAGCAAUAGAGAACUACAACACGAGAACGAAAUGUUAAUAGAAUGUAAAGCCUGACCAUUAUCUACCGGUUUUUCUCCAAUCACCUUUUACCUUACCAAUACAUGUUCUAUGUAGAAGUCAAUUGCACAGGGUUUUGGAUCAUUUUUGUAACAAACUAUUCAGUGGCAUGUCAGAUCGAUUUGCUGUACUAGAUUUUGGCCAAGUCUAAAUGGGUGAAAGUGCCGUUGCUUGUAAGGCUGUGACAAACGCAUGGCAAUCACUGUUUUGUAAGAUUUUGAAAUUUGCAAAUCACAGCAUUUUGUGAAUGAUUCUAAUAGUUUGAUAUUUACUUUGAAAAAUAAAAAUAAAUCUAUUUAAAAAAAAUUGAUAAAUGGUGGCUCUGCUUCCUAGGAAAUUUGGCUCCCUGUGUUGUAAGGCUAUCGAUCCCAUCGUUCUUCCUUUAUGUAAUGCUUGCAUAGAUUCAUUGCACACAGAGCAUGAGUUUCCUCACCAAACAUCAACACUGGGCUUCAUGCAUCUGAAUUGAACCAUGAUCUUUUUUAAAGCAUGUUAACUAGAAUAUUUGGUUAGUUUCUUUUUCUAUAUAUUCUUUUCCUGGCAUGCCCUGGCACCUCCAGCCAUAACCCUUGGUUUAUGAAUUUGACUUUUAUUAGAAAGGAAUCCAUAAUGCACGAUUUGUCAUCCUGGGAUAAUGUCCUGUUAAAUGCAGUUUCUCCGAAUGUGUUUCGAAAAUAAGUUGAUUUUGUUGAAUGGUGUGUACUGGUUCAGACUGCUCAUUUUCAAUUUGUUAAUAAACUCUUGCACUUUGUUAACAGGAUACACUUUCUGAAUAAACAGUCCUUUACCAAAAGGAGUUUAUGAAGAUUA
Hyla sarda is the source of this 2006-nucleotide messenger RNA. RefSeq names its product N-acetylneuraminate synthase (gene NANS). The transcript has 6 exons. The record is from RefSeq and is a predicted model, not a curated record. NCBI's taxonomy places the organism in Eukaryota, Metazoa, Chordata, Amphibia, Anura, Hylidae. Gene Ontology annotation, molecular function: N-acylneuraminate-9-phosphate synthase activity. Gene Ontology annotation, biological process: carbohydrate biosynthetic process. Bases 97 to 1176 code for a protein of 359 amino acids.